AUGAAGGCAAUUAUAAACCUCCUCGCGAUGCUCGCCCCGUUGGCGCUUGCCCAUGACAUGCCGCCGCGAAGCAUGUCGACUUCGGAAUUCCACCAAGCGUUCAUGGAGAGCGGUAUUGUACCGGAGGUCAUGGGCUCGUUCGAUCCAAUGGUCUCCUUCUACACUGGAUACAUGGCCAGCGACGGCGACAAGGCACUGAUGAUGCCCGGUUCGAAGCUGAAGAUGAAGGAAGUUAAGAUGCCGUUCGAGUUCAGCGUGGAGAACAUCAGCAUGGCACAGAACGUCACACGCAACUCUCGGUUCAUUGUGCUCAUGAUUGGCCCCGACUCCCCAUCGCGCGAGAACCCGACUGAACGCAAUAUGAGACACUAUCUGGCUGGAAACUUCACCGUCGAGCAGACCAAAUCCGCAAUUCUGUCGUCUGCCAUGAUUAUGACGAAUUCGACACCCGCUUUCAAUGACUACAUGCCACCAGAGCCCAAGUCAGGAAGUGGCAUGCAUCGAUACAUUUACCUGCUCUACGUUCAACCAGAGAAGAUGAACAAGAUGGGAUUCGAUAUGGCGGGCAUUGACAUGAAGAACCGGAAGAACUUCAACUUAACAGCCUUCCGUAAAAUGGCUGGCCUGAAGCGCCCCAUUGGUGGUACGUUCUUCACACUGAACAUGGCCAAGGAGGGUGGAAGCGGAGGCGGAGGAAACAACAACGGUGGAAACAACGGUAAUAAUGGGAAUAACGGCAACAACGGUGGCAAUGGCAGGAGCGCGGCUUCAUUCAUCACUGCUGGAUCUUGUGUCGUCUUCGUGGCUCUGUUCACGUCGAUGUUUAUCUGGAUGUAA
Molecule: messenger RNA, 837 nt
Organism: Colletotrichum karsti
Lineage: Eukaryota; Fungi; Ascomycota; Sordariomycetes; Glomerellales; Glomerellaceae
Product: ov-16 antigen
Exons: 3
Coding region: 1-837 (278 amino acids)
Source: RefSeq, a predicted model, not a curated record